Pocillopora verrucosa is the source of this 2174-nucleotide messenger RNA. RefSeq lists its product as uncharacterized. NCBI's taxonomy places the organism in Eukaryota, Metazoa, Cnidaria, Anthozoa, Scleractinia, Pocilloporidae. The record is from RefSeq and is a predicted model, not a curated record.
AUGUAGGAUAGUUACUAAGAUUUUACAUUCGAUUCUUCCUUUCUAGAUAUUUCGCAUGGCCACUUCUUCGACUGCAGGGUCACCAUCCGUCCAAGUACAUCAAGAAUUGACCAAACUUCAGCCAGUUGAAUUCAGUAGCCGCGAAAAUAGUUUCUCAGAAACCCGUCUUGAUGGCAAGUACGACGAAUGCCUUUCAUCUCAUCUCAAAACCUUAGCGCCGAAAGACAAAAAGCUUCGAGAACUAAUUCCCCGUCUCGAGGCAGAAGAGAGGAUUCAAUAUGCUGCAAAAAGGAUUGAGGUUGCGAGGAGAACAUUCCUCAAAGAAGAAGCUGACAAAAUAAAGAUUUCCCUGGAAGGCAGAAAAGAUGAAGGCUCUGCUGAAGAGGAGGAAAGCAAACUUCAGGUUUUCGUUCCUAUCGAAAUGCUUGAAAUUCAGGAGGAAAUUUCUCUAGUGACGCACCUUGAAGUUCAGUCGCUUACAUGUAAACUCUGGCUUCGUAGAAUUCAGUUCAUAUGGCAGCGAGAUAAACUGAGGUACAAAGAUCUUCAAGAUUUUGAGCGUGCCAUCCUCGGCGCCCAAGAAGUUAUCAAAGAGUAUCGAAGCUUUGUUCACAAACGAAGCCACUUCGAUCGUGAAAAGCUAGAAACUGACCUAAAUUACCGAGAUCGCCUGAAAAGUUCCCUCGCCAAAGCCUUAAAGGAGAAAGAAAAGUCUAAGUUUGAAAUGUUGGAAGAUGACGUCCUGAGAUUUCUUUCAAAUAGGGAUCGUAUUAGCGCAUUGCUCGGUCUUCGUGUAGACUUCCUUGACCGCUUGGAAGAUGUGCCGCUAGAAGACCGCGACCAUCUUACACUCUGUGACUGGAUCGUGACUUUCCUUCGAAAAAACUAUGAAUCUGUUGGCUUGGUCGACAAAAGCUGUCCUAGCAAAGAAUUCCUUGCCUCUAUUGGCUUUGAUCCUCUGAGUUCAGCCGUUGAAACCAUUAUGGCGCGCGCACGAAAUCUGCAUCAACAUAUCGAUGUGUGCGAAUUGGCAGAAAUUUAUAUCAAAGACGAGUUCAAAUAUAAUCUGUUGCUGUCUCCAGUGACUUUCAGGUUCCCUUUACAAAGCAAUUUAACAAAUUCCUGGUUUCAGCUCCCAAGAAAUAUCGACCUGAAAGAAGAAGUUGCCAAUCAGGUUUGGCAAGUCAAUAUUCUAAACCUCGUGACGGAGGAAUCCCUCGCUCCUGGCACUAUCUGCUCUAAGCUCAGCGAUUUGAUGUCACUCAAAGACGGCAAAACCGUUGUUCUGUUUCAUGGCACAGAUCAUCAAAGCGCCUGCGACAUUUUAUUUCGUGGAAUAGAUUUGUGUCAAGGACGACAAAAGCGAGACUUCAGCUGUGGAUCAGGAUUUUAUUUGACUGACCACAGCGAAGAAGCUUUGAACUGGGCAAAGAACACAACUGCGAAACCAGCUUUGUUAGUUUUUAGGGUGAAUCGACAAGAGUACCUAGAUCAUGCAGAAAAAUUAAACCUGUUUGAAAAUGAACAAAGAUGGAUCGAGAUUGUGUCCUCGUUUCGAUCGGGAAAGAAAACCGCCAAGACUCGUAAAAGCUUAAGUGCGUAUGAUUUUAUUGAAGGGCCAGUGGGACGAAAGAGAAGGAACGAAGUGUCUGACGAGACAGUGUACGAUCGAAAGCCUUCCUCCUAUCAAAUGUGCUUGAAUUCUGAUGACUUCGCAGACACUUUUCGAAAGACUCUCCAUUCAAUCAUAUUUUUUAAAAUCUGUUGAGGCAAACUACACACUCUACAAAAAGAACCGCCGAUAUUAUGUGAAGAAACUGAGUUUAUAUUCCGUGGUAACGAUUUCAGCCGAAGGCCUCGUUAUGCAAUAGAGCUCCGCGUGUUGCGCGACGCGCGCACGCGAGUACCAGUGCCACGAACGAGAGUCAGCUAUUGAGAGCAAUGAAACAACUUAACGCUUCGUAAUUGACGCGAUGAUCAUCUCAGUUGAAGCUACAAGCCUCCGGGAACAUUUAUCCCCGUGUUAGUCAUCCACAGUCGUAGGAACGAAAUCGAUAGUUCUUCCUUUUCCGUCGGAUGACUGUAUUAUACACGUGGCGGAAAAACCCGAAUUUGCUCGACUUUGUCGUUUCACUUUCCCGAUCAAAAAAUAAAUUAUGAACUAUGAGUCAUGU